Funneliformis geosporum is the source of this 306-nucleotide messenger RNA. The record is from the annotation of a GenBank genome assembly. NCBI's taxonomy places the organism in Eukaryota, Fungi, Glomeromycota, Glomeromycetes, Glomerales, Glomeraceae.
AUGCCUGGUAGAGAUUAUCUUUAUACUGUGAACAUAAAUAUAUGCUAUUCUAUUGAUGGAGGAUAUAGAUCUUAUCAUGUUCUGCAAGAUCAACUUCAUAAUUAUAUAAGUUAUUCUGAGCAUAAGAGACACCAAUUGUCUGAUAGACUAAGAAUAGAAAUUGAACUUAAGGAAAUAAAUGUGAAGAACCUUAGAUUUGAUCAUCUGAUUUGUUCAGACGUUCUGGAUAUCAAGUUAGAACUCUUUACAGAUAUACCAGGGUCAGUUUGUGAUAUUUUUAAGGAACCAUUCAAAAAUAUAAGUUAG